CACCGAUUCAUUGAGUUGUGCUCUAUCAUUUCCCACCUCGGAAUUAAUUGUUUCCUGUGAAUCACAAGUCCCAAGUCCCAAAUCCGCCAUCAUGGGCAAAAAUACCCCGGCCGCCACUCCGGCUCGAAAACCGCCGACCCUCAAGAAGGAGGCCUCGAGUACCGGUCAACGAACAAUAAACAGCUUCUUCGCGAAGUCGUCGCCUGCACCGGGAAAUGGAACUCCGACCCCGACUCCCAACAACGGUGGAUUAAAAGUCAAUGGCACAGGAAGCGCCGGCAACGCGAUGGCAAAACCAAAAGCCACUUCCGCAGUGAAGAAACCCGCAUUCAGAAAAUCCGCCGUCAAGAGUGCAACACCAGUGCCCAGCAGUGAUGCAAUGGGUCCUCCCAGUUCCCAAGAGAAUGAGAAUGGAGGGAUUCCAGAGGUGAGUUUCCGACUUUCGCUCCUCUGCGACAACUGCUAAGACAUACAGGACGAGGAGACAAACAAGAGUGCCACACAUUUCGCCAGCAGUCCGUCGAGAAAGGUACGUGAUACCAAUGAUGAUUUCUUCAAAUAACUCCUAACAUUGAUUGUGAAAUAGGCCAAAAAACCUAUCAGCUAUGCCGAAUCCGAAGACGAUGACGAGGAAGCAAUCAAUGCAACACUCAAAUCACGAAAACGAAGAGUUCCAAAGAUAGAAGUAUCCGACGCUGAAGAAAAUGAGGAUGAGUUUGUUGGAGGGCUGGAUGGAGCUUUGGAUGACGACGGUAGGAUCUCUUUCUAGCGAUCUAGGAAACCGGGACUAAUAUAUUUCAGAUGAUGAAAUGGAUGAUUUCGUUGUUGAUGAUUCCGAUGCACCAGCUAAGCCCUCGAAGAAGCGCAAACGACCGACUGCGACAACAAAAUCCCGGAAAGUUUCCAGAAUGUCCCCACCACCAGCUGCAAAAAGUGACGAGGAUGAGGACGAUGAUGGUGAAACGGAGAGCUCGGGACCAUCGACAGCUCAGCAAUGGAAAUAUGAUCCCGACAAUACACAGCCUCUUUUGCCUAGGUCCAAAGAGAAGGCUAAAACACCAAAGUCAUACCAGAAGAUCAAGGAGAAGGCACACAAGAGCGAGCCAGAGAAGCGAUAUCCAUGGUUGGCCAAUUUGCAAGACAUGGAUCGCCACCCAAUUGGUCAUCCAGAUUAUGAUCCACGAACAGUCUAUAUACCUCCCAACGCAAUGGCAAACUUUAGCGCAUUUGAGAAGCAAUAUUGGGAAAUCAAGCAAAAGUUUUUCGACACGGUCGUUUUCUUCAAGAAGGGCAAGUUUUAUGAACUUUAUGAGCAUGAUGCCACAAUUGGCCAUCAACUCUUUGAUCUCAAGCUUACCGAUCGUGUAAAUAUGCGAAUGGUCGGUGUGCCGGAGUCUUCUCUAGAUCAUUGGGCAAACCAAUUUGUUGCAAAAGGUUACAAAAUUGCCAGAGUCGAUCAAGUCGAGUCGGCUCUUGGGAAGGAGAUGCGUGAAGCCGAUACAGGCACCAAGAAAGGAAAGCCAAACAAGGCUGAUAAAAUCAUUCGGCGAGAACUUGCGUGCGUUCUGACAAGCGGUACUUUGGUCGAAGGAAGCAUGUUGCAAGAUGACAUGGCAACUUUCUGUGUUGCUAUCAAAGAGUCUCUAGUAGAUGAAUUACCGGCUUUUGGUGUGGCUUUCGUCGAUACUGCAACUGGCCAAUUCUUCAUAUCUGAAUUUGUAGACGAUGUGGAUCUUACAAAGUUUGAAACCUUUAUCGCACAGAUUCGACCUCAAGAACUCCUCUUGGAGAAGUCCGGCAUGUCAACAAAGGCUCUACGAAUUUUAAAGAACAACACAACUCCAACGACACUUUGGAACCAUCUUAAACCUUUAACAGAGUUCUGGACAGCUGAUAUGGCCCGACGUGAGCUUAACUGUAAUAGCUAUUUCAGCUCCGAUGAGGAGAGUAGCGAUGUGUGGCCUAAAGCAUUGGAAAAAGCCAAAGAUGAUGAGCUUCUCAUGUCAGCCUUUGGUGCUCUUACGUGUUACCUUCGAACCUUGAAGUUGGAACGCAGUCUUCUUAGCCAGGGCAGCAUCACCUGGUAUAACCCAAUCCAGAAAGGGACAACUCUUGUUCUAGACGGUCAGACACUCAUUAACCUUGAAAUAUUUGCCAAUUCCUUCGAUGGUGGACCGGAAGGAACUCUUUUUACCUUGCUCAAUCGAUGCGUGACUCCAUUUGGCAAGCGUCUUUUCCGACAAUGGGUAUGCCAUCCUCUUUCCGACGCGAGGAGAAUAAAUGAACGUCUCGAUGCUGUCGAAAUGCUCAAUGCUGACCGGAGUCUGAGUGACCAAUUCAUUGGAUCCAUGACUCGAAUGCCUGAUCUUGAGCGGCUGAUUUCUCGAAUCCACGCCGGAAUUUGCAAAGCGGAUGACUUUGUAAGAGUACUAGAUGGAUUCGAGCAGAUUGAAUACACCAUGGGUCUUCUUAGUGCUUUCCAGGGUACUAAGGGCAUUGUCGAUCGUUUGAUUAAUGCUAUGCCAGAUCUCGCCAAGUCACUAAAAUGGUGGAAGACAGCAUUCGACAGAGAGAAAGCCAAAGAGCACAAACUGCUUGUGCCAGAGCGGGGCGUUGAAGGGGAGUUCGAUGCAAGUCAGGAUGCCAUCGAAGAGAUCGAGGCGGAACUUGAAUCAUUCCUAAAAAGUGCCCGUAAGCAGCUCGGAGGAAACACUGCGAAGAUCAUAUUUAAGAAUAUUGGUAAAGAAGUCUAUCAACUUGAAGUGCCCACUUCGAUCAAAGUCCCCAAGGAUUGGAAUAUGAUGUCUUCUGCAAGCGGGGUCAAGAGAUAUUACAAUGCGGAGUUGAAGGGACUGAUUCGACAAUUACAAGAAGCCCAAGAAACCCAUGGUCAGAUUGUCAAACAGGUCGCCAGCAGAUUCUAUGCAAGAUUCGAUGAAGACUCUGCUAUUUGGGUUCAGGCUGUCAAGGUCAUUGCUCAGUUGGAUUGUCUCAUUAGUCUUGCUGCCGCAUCACAGGCCCUUGGUGAACCAAGUUGCAGACCUAAAUUCAUUGACGCAGAGCGAAGCGUUGUUGAGUUUGAAGAACUUCGACACCCUUGCAUGCUGCCAAACGUCACAGAUUUUAUUCCAAAUGACGUAAAGCUUGGAGGCGGUGCUCCAAAUAUCAAUCUUUUAACUGGUGCAAAUGCCGCCGGAAAAUCUACCAUGCUACGAAUGGUAUGUUCUCAUCCACAACACCCCCUUUUCUCAUACUAACAAAUUUUAGACAUGUGUCGCUGUCAUCAUGGCACAAAUAGGAUGCUACGUCCCUUGUGUAUCAGCAACCCUCACUCCUUGCGAUCGCAUCAUGUCACGUCUAGGUGCCAACGACAAUAUUUUCGCAGCUCAAAGUACUUUCUUCGUCGAACUUUCUGAGACUAAAAAGAUCCUCUCCGAAGCAACUCCCCGCUCACUGGUUAUUCUGGACGAGUUGGGUAGAGGAACAAGCUCCUACGACGGUGUAGCAGUCGCCCAGGCAGUCCUCCACCAUGUCGCAACCCACAUUGGCUGUACCGGCUUCUUCGCGACACACUAUCACUCUCUCGCCACCGAAUUUGCGGGCCAUCCAGAGAUUGCGCCCAAGAGAAUGCAAAUUCACGUCGACGAGGAGAACCGCCAGGUUACCUUUUUGUACAAAUUGGAAGACGGUGUUGCUGAAGGCAGUUUCGGUAUGCAUUGCGCGGCUAUGUGUGGGAUUCCAAGUAAGGUCAUUGAUCGUGCCGAGGUGGCGGCUAAAGAGUGGGAACACACCAGUCGGUUAAAGGAGAGUUUGGAGAAGGCGAGAAGUGGGUGUUAUAUUCCGCUUGGUGUGCAGAGUGAUAUCUCAUGGAUGCUGAAGGAUGUUGCGGAAGGAGUUGAGGAGAGGGGGUUGGAGGUUUUGAUGAAGGCUAUUGAGAGUUUGUAAGAUGAUAUUAAGGGGUGGGGUCUGUACGAAUAUCUUUUUUUCUGGGGAGUGAAAAUGGAUGGAGAGGAAUAUUUGGGGUGUAUUAGUGAUAUGGAGGCUUGGUGGUGUUUGUUUUGCUGCUGUUGUGGAGCAACUGCAGCUGGUUAAGAAGAAAGCAGAGAGCAUAUGUAGUAGCUAGCAAUGGCUAAAGAGUAUGUAC
Hymenoscyphus albidus is the source of this 4144-nucleotide messenger RNA. The record is from the annotation of a GenBank genome assembly. NCBI's taxonomy places the organism in Eukaryota, Fungi, Ascomycota, Leotiomycetes, Helotiales, Helotiaceae.